CGAAGAGGCGUAAACUUCCGGGUUUCAAACUGCUACGAGCAACACUAUUAAGUCAACAAAACGGCACUCGUUCUGAGCGUCUGAAGAUGGGAUCUCCUAAAAAAUAUUCCGUGGCUCAGAGAUCCUGUGAAUGCGCGCAAAAUUCCAGUCGAGAAGCGGGAUCUCCGCUCCCCCCGGUCCACGAGCGUUUGGCUUUCCUCCGUCCGUCCAAGGAACUUUUGGACUUGUACAAGGGGAAGAUUGCCCAGUUUGAUGGAGAACACGGGCAGGUGCUGAAGACGUUGGAGAAAUACAAGAGUAUCAUCGAGGACCAGCAAAAGCUGAUGAGCGACCUGCGCCAGCGCGAAGCCGAAAUUACGGAGCUGCAAAACGCGCUGAGUGACAUGCAGGUGUACCUGUACCAAGAGAGGGAGCAGUCCUUGCGGCUUCAUGCGGAAAAUGACAGACUCAAGAUCAGAGAGUUGGAGGACAGAAAGAAAAUUCAACAGCUUCUGGCGUUUGUGGGUUCCGAUGACGGGGAGACCACCUAUUUCCAUCGGGAGCCUCCUCACAAGGUGAUAGUUAAACAGAAGAACCAAGGAUCGGGACUGGGACUGGGAGACAAUAUCCGUCUCAGGCCAACGAGAAUGAAACCCACCGUCACCAGUAAAGUUGCGGCGGCAGCGGCGGCCGCCAAGGCGGCAAAACUAGCCGAGAUGGGAACGGGCGAUACGUUGGAAAAAUACAAGACGGACAAGCACAGUUUAAUGCUACAAGUGGAAGCCCUGCAGGCCCAGAUGGAGGAACAAACCAGGCUAGCGAGAGAGCAGGUGGAGACCCUCCAGGAGGACCGGCAGAUGAGAAAAGACGAAGCGCAGGCGGAAAGGCAGAGAUUUGAGAAACACAUCGCCACGCUGACGGAAACACUACAGCGAACGCAGAACCUCCUGUACGAAAGCACCAAAGACUUCCUCAAGCUGAAAUUCAAUACGAGGAUCCAGGAGAAGAAAUGGUUGGUGGAGAAGGACCGCCUCCUCGGUCAACUGGACGGUCGCCGCGAACAUCCCAAGACGGGGCGGGGGACGCGCCAGCACCACGCCGUCGGCGGAGUCCCGGCAGGGCUCCCGGCUCGCGCCAGCCCGCUGCCUCAGCCCAGAAAUAAGGACGAAAUCAAGGCCAUGCAGGAAGAAGUGACGCAAGCUAAACGGACGGCCGAGAUGUACAGGGAGCAAUGCGUGGCUUUGGAAACCGAGUUGGCGCAAGCAAGAGAGCAAGGGGAGGCGGGACAGGAAAUUUGUAAGGAGCGUACGGAAAAAGCGUCCCAACGUCUCAAGACCAUGACUCAGCGUUACGAGGCGUUGGAGAGGAGGCGGACCUUAGAGGUGGAGGGCUUCAAGACCGACCUCAGGCAACUUCGGACAAAACUCAAAGAUGUAGAAAAACAACUUGUUCAGGUGAUGCUAAGCGUGGCACCCAAUCAGGAUUUAGCCAUUCUCCAGGAAGUCCGGGAGAGCAAUACGAGGACUAAGAAGGUCCAGAGCGACCUCAUGACAUUGAAGGCCAAGAUUUACGGACUGGAAAAUGAGCUCAGGUUUUGCUGAAGUUUGUCGCUUUAUUUACACGCGUAAAUGACUUGGACUAGCUUUAAAUUUGUGCUACUCGUACCGUUUGAUAGGAUAUCUUUUUUAUUUUUGCUAAUAAAUGGUUUUUAAUCAAUAAAGCACCUGCUAUUUUUGCUGUUUAUUUGCAUUUUUAUUUUCAUUGGUGCCAAUAAAUGUUUUCAAUCAACACACCACCUGCUAUCAGUAAUGUUUAUUAGUACACCUUGAUUAUUUUGUGCCAGUAAAUAUUUAUAGUCAAUCAACCACCUGUUAUUUUUACUAUUUAUUAGAAGAUAUUUUUUUAUGUUGUGCCAAUAAAUGUUUUUGAACAGUCAAAUAUUUGUAGUUU
This is a messenger RNA of Corythoichthys intestinalis (scribbled pipefish), 1929 nucleotides long. It is a transcript of the gene ccdc77, whose product is annotated as coiled-coil domain containing 77. Lineage: Eukaryota; Metazoa; Chordata; Actinopteri; Syngnathiformes; Syngnathidae. Gene Ontology annotation, cellular component: centrosome. The record is from RefSeq and is a predicted model, not a curated record. Bases 87 to 1580 code for a protein of 497 amino acids. The transcript is spliced from 12 exons.